ACGAGUCGUCAUUUGACAGUUCAAGGAAUGGCUAUUUAGUAAUUACGGUAGCCCCAGAGUUGAAGGAUAAGCGGUCAAACUCGCAGGCGCUUCAACACCAAUGCUGUAUUGGUUUAAAGUUGAUCAUACCCAUAUCAUAUCCAUGCAUCGGAGUUCGAGAAAGCAUUACAAGUGCCUCGUGCGUUAUACCAAGAUGGUGACCGAGACAAUGCGCUUUGCACUUGUCAUAGAAGCAGGAAACAAAAAUAUAUCUCAUGUCCUAAUAAUCAUACGUAUAGCUUGCGGAUAUGCAGCUCCAAAUGUUGUGAUGACGAGAAACCCUCAGGAUUCGAUCGAUCCGAAUCCCUGGCAAUCGCGCUCCGACGAGUUCCUCAUCCUUGUCCAGUAGAGUAGAUGCAUGACGCUGCAACGAUAGUUCAGCUGCGUAUGCACAAGCAUUUCCGAAUCAAUUUCUUUCUACAUUUACCUUGUGCUGUAUCUUUUCCAUUGACACCCGCAGCCAAGUCGCUUUCCCUUGUAUUCGUUGGACGCCAAUGUCUUUUUCCGAUCCGAUUGACUGGGACGCUGUCCUCGACUUUCCUCAGGAGUCUCUGGAUAACCAGAUCAAAGGAGUUGACGAGCACAAAAUACUGAAUCGGCUGCACAAGACAGACGAAGAGAUUGAGCGGUAUAUUGUCGAUGAGAGCCUUGAUGAUAUCGACCGGACUAUUCAUCUUCUAAGGUGCCAAUAAGAAAUGGAGCGGUUAUCCAGAAGCAGAGCGUCAUUGGUAUGCUACCCAAACUCCUGCAAGAACACAAUUCGGAGAUGCGGAGCAGAGUACUACCAGUCUUACUGGACUCCAUUCCGAACGAACAUCACAGUCUUCGCAUAGCUGCUGGACGAAUGAUGAUUAAGCUCAUGGAAAGUGGACUACUUCCCCCCAAAACGGUUCAAAGUGUGGCAGCGGCAGCCAAAAAGGUUAUUGAUCGAAAAGAUCCAGGCACGGCAGAGGUAUGGGAGGAUGUCUUGAUUAUGGCAAUUCAAUUCAUGCCCUUGGAUGUGGUCGAGAAUGAAAUUCUCCCCGAAGCACUGAUCGACGGCGCAUUGGCUCAACCAUCGCCAUUUCGAUUGUGGUGCGCUCGGGUGCUAGGAGCUGCGGCACCCAGGAUUGAAGGCAAAAAGUCUCAGGAACUCUUCUUCCGCAAGGCUAUGCAACUAUGUCAGGAUACGGAUUAUGAAGUCCGAGCAUGCAUGUGCGGACAGCUGAAUGCCAUUGCGAAAGCUGUAGGACCGGACCUUACUACGAAAGAGCUGCUUCCUGAAUAUGUUGAGCUGAUAAUGGAUGAAGAGUCUGUUGUAAGAGAAGCUGCAAUCACAAAUAUCAUGCAGUUGGUGGAUGUCCUCGAUGGUGGCACCAAGACUACCGUCAUUGUCCCGGUGUGGAAGAAGCUCUGUGAAGAUCGUGCUCCAAGGCUUUUGACGUGUCUGGCCCGUGAACUAGGCAUCUUCUUAUGGCAAACCCGAGACCUGUUGCCUGAAGCUGACUUGCGGUUCUUCAUGACCUUUUACCAAUCACUGACCACGAGUUCGGAGAGUGAAACCCGGGAGAUGUGCGCCUUUAACUUUCCAGCUAUCGUCAACUCUCUUGGCAAUGCGCAAGCGUACGAAACCUAUGGCCUCGACGGUGUCUACGAUAAACUGAUACAUGAUACGAAUUCCCAUGUACGGCGCAGGAUGGCAUCUGGCCUUCACGCAGUUGCAGAGAUUCUCGGCUCUCGCUCUUGGACCUUGCUGAAAACGGGAUUCUUAAAGCUUUUCGGCGAUGGAGACGUUGAAGUGUAUCAUCAGCUUUUUAAGCAUUUAGGCCAAAUUUUGGUACAAUUUGCAAAGGAUGAUGCAUGCCGCAAGGAUACCCAGUUGGACGACCUUCUCUUUUUGAUUCUCCGUCGAGAGAGAGAAUGCGCUACAAAUAGCGCUCGAUUCUUUUGGCGAACACAUCAUGAUUUAUUGGAGCAAUUUCGAUGGUUUCCGGAUGUGUUUGGGCCAGAUCUACUCUAUGGACAUUGCGUACCGCUUUUAUUCAAGUUGCUCUCCGAAAAUGUCGUUCUUCCAAUCAAACACACAGCAAUAAAGACUUUGUGCAUAACUUUAAGGAAGACAAAACGUUGGGAGCAUCGUGAUCGGUUGUGCCGACAGAUGCAAGAUUUGAAGGACGCAACAAACUGCCACACACGACUUUUAUUCCUCGACUUGUGUGAGACGGUUUUGUCGGUAUUCUCUCACAAGUUUUUCAAGGAGAACUUUCUGCCGAGCUAUCUCGAGUUGGUAAAGGACCCCGUUCCCAACGUGCGCCUGCGACUUGUCUCCCUGUUACCUGCCGUUCGCCGCACACUGCAUCUGCCCGCUGACUCUGCGCUUCUACAAAGAGUGAGCGAGGCAGUGGGAACACUGUUGACUGCAGACACCGACCGUGACGUUACAGAGGCCGCGAGCGCAAUACUGUGUAAGCUUGGUGCUCCCUCUAGCGACAAUGUAAUCAACAGUGGCAAGCGAGCAAUGUUUGGUGCAGAUACAUUGUCACGAUCACAAGACUCUUUGGAUAAACAAAAGGAGGAGGAAGAGCAGCGUGCUUUUAACACUGACUGGGACAUGGAGGAAGUCGCACGCAGAAGAGACAUGGACGAUGCACGCCAGGAGUUUGCGAAACGCUUGACGGACAAAGACUUGACCAAGAAAGUAAAAAUAAAACCUGGAGGCGAUGCAAAUUCUGCAACAGUUGGCGCCAAAAGUAGGAAUACGGGAACCGGACCUGCAGGAACCAUCAAACCUCGAGGAACAAACACAAUGUCAAAGAGUGGGGAGGGUGCUAGUGGUGGUGGGUUGUAUUCCUCAACUUGGGCGACUUUGGGCGACCGGCGGGGAUCUGGGACUGGCGUUAGUCUAUCAUCGACUGGCAAUACAGGGGUUAGCGGGGGACCUGGUGGGCGACCUAUUGGAUCAAGUCUCCGAUCAGCCGUAAUGAGCACAGACAAGAGUAGCGUUGCCUCAGGGUCUCCAUCGCCUGUGGACUCCCCGAAGCGAGUGGCGCGAUUAGCAAGCACAUCGGCACAUUCAGCACUCCGUCGUCAGAAUCCGAGGGAUCCCAGUGACGACAACAACGACGGUCGAUUGCCGGGGUUGGGGUCCACUCGCGCAGGGCUGACGUCCCCUCGGGUUACACGGCGUCCAUCUGGAGGAGGACAAGGUGGACAAGGCCCUACAUCUCCCGCUCCAUAUUCUCUCAACAGUGCCAAGACUCCUGGAGCAAUCGGCUCAUCUCCAACGGCAUUACUCUCUUCCCAUUCAAUGACAUCCAAGCUCACUUCUGGUAGACGAUCACAGGAACUUUUGAACUCUAGGACUGGUUCAUCAUCGACUGGUUUACACGGUAGCGGACCGACGAGUGCAAUGCUAUCCUCCUAUGGAGUUGCAAGUACAACGCAAUCUGGAGCGUAUACUACAACAAGCGGCAGCGGAUCAAAUAGAUUGUACGGUUCUGCAAAGUCCUGGGGCAAGCCUUCACCCUUGUCACCUCUACCAAAAGCAGGAGGCGCAAGAGAUGGGAGUGGAGAGACUAAUCCUGCAGGGUCUGCGACAGUCGCAGGAAACAGACCUCGCACUCUAUAUCCAUAGUCAUCUGCCGUCGGAUUGGGCGACUGGAUUGCCUCUUUGCAAUAGGGAUACGACAAUUCUUGAGAAAAGCGUUAACUACUGUAACUAUAUAUAUUAUGAUACUUGAGAUGGCUGUAUCUGUGGUUUUUAAAAGAAAAGCAUACAGCCCAAUAUCGAUACUUGCGAUGAAAAACCCAAA
Molecule: messenger RNA, 3830 nt
Organism: Spizellomyces punctatus DAOM BR117
Lineage: Eukaryota; Fungi; Chytridiomycota; Chytridiomycetes; Spizellomycetales; Spizellomycetaceae
Exons: 15
Coding region: 770-3652 (960 amino acids)
Cellular component (GO): cytosol; protein serine/threonine phosphatase complex
Molecular function (GO): protein phosphatase regulator activity
Source: RefSeq, a predicted model, not a curated record